AUGUCAAGUAAUAAGGUUUCAUUCAACCAGCUAUAUUUGCGAUAUCUGAACAAAUACCCGCUGCUCACAAAGAGUGUUACCGCGGGAGUCCUAGCUGGACUGAAUGAGUCGAUCGUAACAGCAAUAGCAAACGACUACCAGGAAAUGCAAAUUGAUGGCCUCAAGGACGAAUCAGGGGAACCACUGAAGAUAAAACACCCUUUCAACAAACGGGUGCCUCUGAUGGCUUUUUUCGGGUUCACCGUGAGUGCUCCCAUUUCACAUUAUGGGUACAUGUACCUUAACAAACUAUUUAAACAGCCCCUUACUCCCACGAAAAGGGUGCUCCAGAUAUUACUCUCCCUGAGUACAAUAACCCCGAUACUGUGUACAUGCAUGGUCAGCUAUAUUUCCAUCCUGGGUGCAAAACCAGGAAUAUCUUUUCAGAGCUUUGUGCAGCAAUAUUAUGCUGGUGGACUCAACGGAAUCAAGGAAGAACUUGACAGACUGUUCACUAUAGUGAAAGUAGCCUUGAAGACGUCGCUGUUUAGAGUUUUGAAAGCUUCUUGGGCUACCAGCAGUAUAGCUCUGGCUAUCGCCCAGACUUAUCUUUCGCCAAAUCAUUGGGUAGUGUUUUUCAACGUGGUGUACUUUGUACUGGGUACUUAUCAAAACAGUAUGGUCAAGAAGAGGAACAAGGCUGUAGAUCCUCUCUAA
Molecule: messenger RNA, 696 nt
Organism: Komagataella phaffii GS115
Lineage: Eukaryota; Fungi; Ascomycota; Pichiomycetes; Pichiales; Pichiaceae
Exons: 1
Coding region: 1-696 (231 amino acids)
Cellular component (GO): cytoplasm; membrane
Source: RefSeq, a predicted model, not a curated record